This is a messenger RNA of Fomitopsis serialis, 1143 nucleotides long. RefSeq names its product ribonuclease H-like protein. NCBI's taxonomy places the organism in Eukaryota, Fungi, Basidiomycota, Agaricomycetes, Polyporales, Fomitopsidaceae. The annotation marks the transcript as partial. The transcript has a single exon. The record is from RefSeq and is a predicted model, not a curated record.
CUCCGGGCAGCCCUAGUGACCACGCGCCUGGUGCCGCUCGAUGUCCCCCUGCACCUCAUCUGUGGGUCAAAGUUUCUGGUACCGGCCCUCACCACGCACCUGGCCUCCUGGGAGGACUCUGGGUGGAUAGGAACCCGUUUUGCGGAAGAACUCCGCGCCCUAGUGAGCUCACUCCGCCGACGGUGUGCGCCGACAUAUCUAAAACGAGCAGGGACUGAUUCAGAGUGGGGAUCGAUAAACCGUGCAUCCCUGCUACUCACCGAUGGUGCUCAGCGCGGUGACCCCCAUGACUCCGACCUAGAAAGAGAAGCAGCCUUCGACCUGUCCGGAGUCCGGUUGGCGCUCCUCACGCAAAAACUCGCCUACGCAGGGAUACGAGCAACCGCUAAAACAGAAGACCGUCGACGUACGGUCGCCGGCGUCGCUGAGUGCAUGGCGGCCAUGGCGGAGGCGGGCUUCAAGGACCCUCGGCCGGCAGACCUAUGGCGGAGCAUCCGUCAGCGGGACCUGCAGCGACCGGUCAGCGACUUCCUGUGGAAAGCGGUCCAUAGCGCGCACCGUAUAGGACCCUACUGGACGAAGAUACCGGGAUACGAAGACCGCGCGCGGUGUGCGGCGUGUGGGGAGGAGGAAUCCCUGUUCCAUAUCCUCCUCGCCUGUCGUGCCACGGGACAGAGUGUAAUCUGGGAGCUCGCACAACAAGUCUGGGAGAGGAAAAAGCUCCCCUGGGAGGUACCGGCAUUAGCUGAAAUCCUCAGUAUAGGAUCGCGUUUCUGGACACGCCCGGGGAAACGCACCCGGCGAGAGGGCGCAUCCCGCCUCUGGCGCAUUCUCAUCUCCGAGUCCGCCUUCCUCAUAUGGAAACUUCGGUGUGAGCGGGUGAUCGCACAUGCGGACGAGGACGACUGGCAGCACUCCGCGGCGAGCGUUCGAUGCCGCUGGCUGUCCAUGAUCAACCUGAGAUUACACCGCGACAAAGCUAUGACACACCGCCGUUUCGGACGUAUCGCGAUCCCAGCCCUAACUGUGCUUAGCACCUGGAACGGCGUGAUACACGAUGAGUCUGCUCUACCCCGAGACUGGACCACCCAACCGCAGGUUUUAGUGGGUAUUUCGCUCCGCAUCCCCCUGGACGCUGGGUGA